Colletotrichum navitas is the source of this 2337-nucleotide messenger RNA. Its product is annotated as GMC oxidoreductase. Gene Ontology annotation, biological process: secondary metabolite biosynthetic process. The transcript has 8 exons. Gene Ontology annotation, molecular function: oxidoreductase activity, acting on CH-OH group of donors; flavin adenine dinucleotide binding. The record is from RefSeq and is a predicted model, not a curated record. NCBI's taxonomy places the organism in Eukaryota, Fungi, Ascomycota, Sordariomycetes, Glomerellales, Glomerellaceae. Bases 136 to 1983 code for a protein of 615 amino acids.
CGAAUAUAAACCCCUCCUAGGUCACUACGGUUCCGUAACCCUUUCUGUCUCCACUCAAUCGUUACCGUGUGCUUGCAAAUAUACAUAACCAGUCAUUCUUUUGUAUUUUAGAGCUUCAUUCGGAAGCUUGCCAUCAUGGCUUACCUUAUGAGAGCAAUGCUUCUCCUUGGAGCACUUGUUCGUCCGUCCUCUUGCUCUCCUUUUCUCACGAAACGGGGCGACACCAGCUUGCUGCCUAGUUACGAUUACGUUGUUGUCGGCGCUGGUGCCAGUGGACUCACUGUUGCUAACCGACUUUCUGAAGAUCCGAGUGUAACUGUCCUUGUCAUUGAGGCCGGUGAACAUGACGCAGGCGAGGAUAUCGUCAAGAUACCCGGGCUAGCUGGAGGCGCGGUUGGAACAAAGUACGACUGGAACACGACCUACGUCGCCAAUGAAGCGCUAGGUGGCCGAGUUGUUCCUAUCCCUCAGGGAAAGGUUGUUGGCGGUUCAACUAAACUUAAUCGAAUGGUAUUUGACCGUGGGUCAAAAUCUGAUUACGAUCGAUGGGAAAGUCUCGGGGCUUCGGGGUGGAAUUGGGAUACUUUGCUCCCCUACUUCAAGAAGAACGAAAAUUUCACACCUCCGAUCCCAGAGAUCAAGUCUGAAUGGGAUAUUGAGGUCGACACCGCCGCACAUGGCAACGAUGGACUAAUGCAGGUCACUUAUUCACCAUUCUUCUGGCCCACUACCAGGUUCAUGGUUGACGCUGUCAAAGAGCUCGGUAUACCUGUCGCCAAGGACCAGGCAAACGGAGGUCCUAUUGGUGGUUACUUUUGCCCUCACAACCUAGACCCUAAGACAGCGACUCGUUCAUCUGCCAGAGAGGCAUAUUACGACAACUUCACUGGGCGCCAAAACCUCCACCUUCUCACUGGACAUCAAGUCACAAAAGUGGUCACGGCUAGCUUAGGAGACUGCGUCAAGGCAACUGGAGUAGAAUUCGCUGCCAGUAAGGAUGCACAGACUCAGGUUAUCGAUGCGAACAAAGAAGUCAUUCUUGCAGCUGGAACACUCCACACCCCUCAGAUCCUUCAGGUUUCGGGCAUCGGUGACCCCGCCCUCCACGCGAGCAUCAACGUAUCGACCGUCGUUGAUCUCCCAGCCGUUGGCCAGAACCUCCACGACCACGUCCUCUUGACCGUGGUCAACACAAUCAACACCACUCUUCCUGUGAACUCAUUGUUGCAGAGCAAUGCUACCUUCGCCGCUGAUGCCCGAGCCCAAUACGAUAGUCACCAGAAUGGCCCGUUGAGCUCUCCUACUGGCGAUUUCCUCGCCUUCCUCCCGCUUUCCACCUACUCCAAGGCUAACCAGGCUCUCAAUACCCAAGCUACAGCUCAAGAUGGCACCGUGUUUCUGCCGUCGGGAGCCCCACCUGAAGUUGUGAAUGGAUAUCGGGCACAACACAAGGUUCUCAACGAGCGUCUUUUAGCCAAUGACUCCGCUCUUCUUGAGAUGAUCUGGGCAGACGGCGCAAUCAUUCUCGGUCUUCAACACCCUUACUCUCGCGGGAGCCUUCGUGCUGCCUCCCCCAGCACCUUUGAUGCCCCCAUCGCAGACUCCGCCUUCCUCAGGAACCCUCUAGAUGUUUCUUUGUUAGUUGAAGGGGUCAAGUUUACCCGCACUCUGACCGGCACUGAGUCUCUCAAGAGUCUGCAGCCUUUCGAGGUUGUCCCAGGCGCCAAUGUUACCACUGACGAUGCAAUCGCCGACUUUAUUCGCCAGCAGAGUAGCACCCUGUAUCAUCCAGUCGGCACUUGCAAGCUAGGCCCGAGAGAGGAGGGUGGCGUCGUAGACACCAAUCUGAGCGUUUACGGCAUUAAGGGUCUACGCGUUGUCGACGCGAGUAUCAUGCCUCUGUUGCCUGCGUCACACACCAUGACUACGGUUUAUGCUGUCGCCGAAAGGGCUGCAGAUAUCAUCCGAGGCAAGACGGCAUAAAUUGGUGAGACGUAAUAUAUAGCAGAGAAGCAUAAUGAGCAACGAACUUUCAUUCAAUGUCAUGAUGACUUGAAUGCGAAGCAAAUGAGGUGUCGACCUUCUCAUGUUUUUUGCGCAAUCUUUAUAAGUUUAGUAAGUCAAGGACUCAAGAUAUCAUGUAAUUAUCAGAUUAUCUUCUUCACUUUUCGCCUUCAAACAAUAUCAGAUUUCGAUUCAAAGACAAGCAUUCUGUCAGAAUAUUUUGUGAUAUUGACUGCAGGAUUCGUACCAGGAAACAAGUUGAUAAAUGAGAAUUAUUAUGGAUAUUAUCUGAUGGCCUUUGGCAUUCGAGCUAUCCACUAUCUAAAGUCCAAG